This is a messenger RNA of Lobosporangium transversale, 920 nucleotides long. RefSeq lists its product as hypothetical. The record is from RefSeq and is a predicted model, not a curated record. NCBI's taxonomy places the organism in Eukaryota, Fungi, Mortierellomycota, Mortierellomycetes, Mortierellales, Mortierellaceae. The transcript has a single exon. Bases 230 to 784 code for a protein of 184 amino acids.
CACGCACCGAUACUCACAAAAACAACACACCUCUAUUACAAAAGACCAACAAUCUUACUGCGCUUGCAUAACUCUAGCAAUAUCCCAUCAACAUUUUAUAUAAAAAAAGACACCUGUUCAUCUCUCGAGCCAAACCUUUUCAAUAUAAAGAUCCGACUUUAUAACAAAACAUUUUAAGCAACAGCAACAAGAAGAAAAAGAAAAAAAAAAAAAAGCAACUUAUCUCAUCAUGUUCAUGCUUUCCUGGAUUCGUUCGGACGCUCAGGCUUCCAAUGCUUCGAAUGCGGCUGUUGAAGUUGAUGCCUCUGAUGUUGUCACCGCUUCCGCAACCACCCAUUCGGAUUUGAGUGUUGAAAAGCAUCAAGAUGACUGGGUCUUCUUACCUUCGAACCAUAAUGACCUCAUGGAAUCCUCAGUCUCAGACCUGGAUCUACUUUCGGCGUCAAUGACGCUGUACAGGCCAGGGCCCUCAACCACUUCCAAGGGGCACCCUGCAUCGGCACGUCGGACACAGGCCGAGGCGGAGACUAUUUCAGCGUCUACAACGGAGACAUCGACAUCUGAAAGAGCAUUGACGGCAGCAACGUCAACAGCAAUGGGAGUAUCAGAAACAACACCGACUGUCAAGAAGAGCAAACGACAAUUGAAACAAGAGAGGCGGCAACAGCAGGCAUUAGAAGAAUUGGAGCGUCAGCCUCGAUAUGAUCCGAUAACUGCAAAGAAGAGAGAUCAAGAAUUCAAGAUGGCAAAGCUAGCCAAAAUGAGUAUGAGGAGCAAGGCGUAAAAACGAAACCUAAUAUGACACCAGCCAAAGCAUGCUUGUUUCAUCAUCUAAGAACGCGCCUCAUUUCUCUUUAACAGUAAUUGUUUGUAUUAUUGAUUAGUUUAUUACUCUUAAUCGUUUUUUUCUUUCCCUUUCC